AAAGUUAGCUUCAGUGACUUUGGAGUUUGAAGAUGCUAAGAAGCAGCUGGAGGCAGAGAGAGAAAACACAUCUAAAGAGAGAAAACGUGUAGAUACAGCAGUGGCGAAGGCUGCUGAUCAAAAGAAGAUUGCAGAAACGAACCGCAAGAUGGCCAUGGAUGAAAAGAGCCGUGCUACUGAUCUAUAUCGUCAGCUGGAACAGGAUAGACAAAAGAUUGAUAAUUUGAAGAAGGAGAUUGGUGAACUCAUGGCAUAUGGUAAAACGGUUAACAUCAUACCUCGUAAAGGGACGACUCUAGGAACUGGUCAAUUCUCACCUGAGCUUGGUCCAAAGGCAGUGGAGAGAGAUGCUACCAUGGUAGAUGUAAUUGUGAAUUCCGAUGCAGCCCAAAAAAGGCUCCAGGAAAUGGAACAAAAGGUGGCGAUUGAGAAAAACCGUGUUAAAUCAGAAAUGAAAAAAGUGGAAAAGCAAAGAAAGGCUGCAGAAGCAUAUAAAAAGAAGGCAUCAGAAGAAAAAAAUCGUGCUGAUCAGCUUUCUGAAGAGGUCAAAAAUUACAGAAAGAGGGUCGAAGAACUGCAGAAAGAAAUUGAAAAGCUAAGUUUUGCAAGGUAUUCUGUUGAUUGUCCUCUUCGUGCACAUGAUAGUAGUGUGCAUGUUGAAACUGCUAAAGUUAAGCUGUUGCAAAAGCAGUUGAAGCUUGAAAAGAUGCUGGUAAAGCAUGCUAAAAAAGUAGCUAAGUUCGAAAAAACCCGUAACUAUAUACUGCAGCAGAAUCUAGUUAGCUUAAAGCAGGAGCUUGUUCACUUCUCGAGACGUCUAAACAUACUGGACGGUUGCUUCUUUCAAGGUGAUGAGCAUGCCCUAGAAAAGGUUUGCAGCUUCAACUUGAAAAGCAAUUAUUCUAGUUUGGUAGCUUCUGACACGCACUGUCAUUUUGGAAAUGAUUCCGUGCAGUUAGCUGCUGUUGGGUCUGAUUUGUCCAAGCAAAAGAUAGAAUGUAAUGUACCUUCGCUUCCGAUAUCUGGAGGGAACAACCCUGUAUCAUUAUCAGGACAGAUGUGCUUCCAUCACAACAUCAGCUAAAUCAGCUGAAGAAAAAUUGGACGUAGAACUGACCAUAUCCAGUUUGC
Nicotiana tabacum (common tobacco) is the source of this 1131-nucleotide messenger RNA. NCBI's taxonomy places the organism in Eukaryota, Viridiplantae, Streptophyta, Magnoliopsida, Solanales, Solanaceae. The record is from RefSeq and is a predicted model, not a curated record.